CGUUCCGUCUAGCGCAGUCGGGCCCCGCUCCAGCCUCCGCGCGCAGGGGUCCUCUCAGCCGAGCCGCCCGGCCCGGGGGUCGUCGUCUCUCUCCCGGGCGCCCCCAGUGCGGGGAGAGCCCUGCCCAGGCGCCCGGGAGCUGGGCCCUCCGGUGCCGCCAUGGCCCCCAAGGACGUCAUGACCAACUGCCACGCCAAGUCCAUCCUGAACGCCAUGAACGCCCUGCGGAAGAGCAGCACGCUCUGCGACGUGACCCUGCGCGUGGAGCAGAAGGACUUCGCCGCGCACCGCAUUGUGCUGGCGGCCUGCAGCGACUACUUCUGCGCCAUGUUCACUAGCGAGCUUUCAGAAAAAGAUAAACCAUAUGUGGAUAUCCAAGGGUUGACAGCCUCUACUAUGGAAAUCCUGCUGGACUUUGUGUAUACAGAAACGGUUCAUGUGACAGUAGAAAAUGUCCAGGAAUUGCUCCCAGCAGCAUGUCUGCUUCAGCUGAAAGGUGUGAAGCAGGCUUGUUGUGAGUUCUUGGAAAGCCAGCUGGAUCCAUCAAACUGUUUGGGCAUCCGAGAUUUUGCUGAGACACACAACUGCGUUGAUCUAAUGCAGGCAGCAGAGGUCUUCAGCCAGAAACACUUCCCAGAGGUGGUUCAGCAUGAAGAGUUCAUCCUCUUAAAUCGGGAAGAGGUGGAAAAGCUCAUUAAAUGUGAUGAAAUUCAGGUGGAUUCUGAAGAACCUGUUUUUGAGGCAGUUAUAAAUUGGGUGAAACACUCAAAAAAGGAACGGGAGGACUCCUUGCCAGAGCUGCUGCAGUACGUGCGCAUGCCGCUUCUUACCCCACGCUACAUCACAGAUGUCAUAGACACCGAGCCUUUUAUACGGUGCAGUUUGCCAUGCAGAGAUCUUGUAGAUGAAGCUAAGAAAUUCCACUUAAGGCCUGAGCUCCGGAGUCAGAUGCAGGGACCCAGGACCAGAGCACGUCUAGGGGCUAACGAGGUUCUGCUAGUGAUUGGAGGCUUUGGUAGUCAGCAGUCACCUAUUGACGUGGUGGAAAAAUAUGACCCAAAGACCCAGGAGUGGAGUUUCUUGCCGAGCAUCACCCGUAAGAGGCGCUAUGUUGCCACGGUGUCCCUGCAUGAUCGGAUUUACGUGAUUGGGGGGUACGACGGCCGUUCCCGUCUCAGCUCUGUGGAGUGCUUGGAUUAUACGUCGGAUGAGGAUGGCAUCUGGUACUCAGUGGCUCCAAUGAAUGUUCGUCGAGGCCUGGCAGGGGCCACUACCCUAGGAGAUAUGAUCUACGUUUCUGGUGGUUUUGAUGGAAGCCGGCGUCACACCAGUAUGGAAAGAUAUGACCCAAAUAUUGAUCAGUGGAGUAUGCUGGGAGACAUGCAAACAGCUCGGGAAGGAGCAGGACUGGUUGUAGCUAAUGGUGUUAUCUACUGCCUUGGUGGCUAUGAUGGGCUGAACAUCCUGAACUCUGUAGAGAGGUAUGACCCUCACACUGGACACUGGACAAAUGUCACCCCAAUGGCCACCAAGCGCUCAGGAGCAGGAGUAGCGUUGUUGAACGAUCACAUUUACGUUGUUGGUGGGUUUGAUGGGACAGCGCAUCUCUCCUCUGUGGAAGCCUAUAACGUUCGCACUGAUUCCUGGACUACUGUGACGAGUAUGACAACGCCUCGUUGCUACGUGGGUGCCACCGUGCUGAGGGGACGGCUGUAUGCAAUAGCUGGGUAUGAUGGCAACUCACUGCUGAGCAGCAUUGAGUGCUAUGAUCCCAUCAUUGACAGCUGGGAAGUGGUGACCUCACUAGGGACACAGCGUUGUGAUGCCGGUGUUUGUGUCCUUCGGGAGAAGUGACUUUGGAGAAGCCCAGGUGAGAGAAGCUCCUUGAGAAGGACAUGCUGAAGGAGGAGAGUCUCACAUGGUUUGCAGGGACUGUUCCUGAUAGCUGGGGAUGCAGGGACUGCUUGAUACGUUGCGUGGACAAAGACAUCUCCCCAGCAGCCACUUGAAAUCAAGAGCUCUGUGUGAAGCUAGAAAAAGGUACUUGGGUGUGUCAGGAGAAGUUGCAUCCUCUGCCAACCCAACAGCUAACUUUAUCAACACAGCAGAUAUGCUUGGAGCUUUGGCUGGUCAGCCAGCCUAAUGAAUGUUUAGGAAGAUACGUACUUAUAGCUGAUCUGACAUGUUUGAGGGUGGAAUCCAAACUGUUCUUGAUAUGCCAGCUUCAGAUUCUCAUACAAACUAAAUGUUUAAAGCUAAGUGUUCCAUGUACCAAGUGCACUUCCAUGCAGAUGAUUGCCAGUAUGCGCUACACUGGAGCUACACCUGCAGAUUAUACAUGGACCUGGGUACAAAGGACAGAAUUCGCACACUAAUGCUUUCAACUACUGAGACCCAGAUGUGGUGGAGGAGAAGGGCUGGCACUCCAGAUAAUAGUGGAGGAGGGAGAAGUGGAGAUUGGGGUGUUGGCAACAUUGCAGUAUCCCAGUCUGCCUACUGGAAACAGACUGGAAGAGGUGAGGAGAAUAAUGUGUUUAACAUGGUCGAAUUUUCUUCAAGAAGACUGAUGGACUUGUCUUGGGAGUGAGAGCUUAUUCUGGCAGCAGAAACCUCACUCUGCUGCUCACCACAACCCUGUUAGUGUUUGUCAUCGUGCAGAACAGUGGAACCAGCAGAUCCCUUGGUGACUGAGACAUGGGAGGGUAGACAGGACUCAGGAUCAAUUUAGAACGCACAUGUACUACUGAAUAAGAACCAUUCCCUGCCUCAAGACACAAGGCAUCUAGAACUGGCACUUCAAACCCUUUUCAUGCCUUUACUCUCAGUUGUUUACUUCCUUGGCUCCUAACAUCUCAUCUUCUCAUGCCCAUAAUUCUGUAUACAAAACAUAUAGUCCAAGCUCCACAGCUGAAGCUGCAAAUAAUGCAGCUUCAUCCAUUAGCUUGCUAGACUGCCAUCCCCUUUAGCCCAUCUUACAUCUUUGGAUCAAGGAUCAGAAGCCUCAGUCACUCCUGCCAAGCCUCCCACAAUGUCUGGGUUUUGGGUAGUGCUGCUCUUUUCAUGUGCUGUUGAUUCUGUGCUUCAGGGAUGGGAUGGGACCAGGGACACUGUAGAAGGAGUUAAUGAUGCACUUUCAGCCAACACUCUGAAUUCUUCCAUUUGUUCCUAUCACAUGUUUUGUGUUUCAUUUGCUAUGUAUCUUCUUAGUGAAAGUAUCAAAAAUAAAAUAUCUGUAGGAGUU
Chelonoidis abingdonii (Abingdon island giant tortoise) is the source of this 3241-nucleotide messenger RNA. RefSeq names its product kelch like family member 12 (gene KLHL12). The record is from RefSeq and is a predicted model, not a curated record. Gene Ontology annotation, biological process: protein monoubiquitination; COPII vesicle coat assembly. Lineage: Eukaryota; Metazoa; Chordata; Testudines; Testudinidae. Gene Ontology annotation, cellular component: COPII-coated ER to Golgi transport vesicle. Gene Ontology annotation, molecular function: protein binding.